AUGGCUCGAGUGGAGGAGUCCCAUUAUCGCCGCUUGUUCCGCGAGUUUCUGCGCCAGAGUUACAUCAAUGGCCUACAUCCGUUCCUCUACCACUCACCCGUUCGAUAUGCCAAAGUUCUCUGGCUUGCCCUGCUCACCGCCAUUGUGAUCUACACCCACUUGGAGAUCGUGAACCUCACCCAGGAGUACCUGGUGCAGCCCACCGAGAUCCACAUGUCGCCCAACCUCGUCCACGUGGCCAACAGCCCCUUUCCGGCGGUGGGCGUGUGCACCGCCAACAGGAUCAGCCAACGACUACUCCACGAUUAUGCGGUUAAACUAUUUCACCACCAGGGCAACUCCUCGCUCCAGAAGGUGGCCCUAGAUGUGGCCGAUAUGGCCGAUCGCCUGCUGGUUCUGGCUCAGUACUACCUAAACCCAUUCGAAUUCGAACGUUGGAAUGCCUCUGAGCUGAAUCAACUGCACUGGCUUCUACUGAGUUAUUAUCGUAACUCUGCAUACUCGAUUCGCGAUAUUCUGAGGGAGUUGUCGCCCGAUUGCGGGGAGUUGGUGAUCAAGGGCAUUGUCUUCGGGGCACCUGUCAACACCAGCCAACUGUUCCUGAAGCGACCAACCUCGACGAAUGUGUGUUGCAUAUUCAACUACCGGCGGCCCAGCUAUUCACAUUUUGCGGACAAGCGAGCCGAGCAAGAUGCAGAAAUGAAUUCUGUUCCGAAAGUCGUAUUUGAGUCGAAUUCCAUUUUAAAUAGCGUUCAGUUUGUGCUACAGGAUACUCCUAGGAACGAUUUUACAAACACCUAUCGUUCAAAUAACGCUUUUCAGCUUAUUAUUUUUCCCCAAGAUGACUACCCCACCAUACAGUCUUCUACUUUGGGAGAGAUCCUUGUGGAUCAUAACACCGUUGUAGAGAUUCCCAUUCAGCCAAUGUUCUUUAGUUCAACCAGUGGAGUUCAUGCAGUUCCGCCAGAAAAACGACGUUGCUAUUAUCCUGAGGAAGGCAGUAAAGUGCUAAACCAAUCGUUUUAUUCCCUGGACGAGUGUCUUCUGGUUUGCCGUAUGAGAAGCAUGGUCGAUCAUUGUGGCUGUGUUUCUCCGCCGAUGUUGGGCAGUUCCCUCGAUUUACCGAACUGCCUUCUACCCGAUCUUCCCUGUUUGAUGAAGUGGAAGGAUAUCUGGUACGGCCAUGAUGAGUUCGCCUUCCUGCAAAACAAAGAUGGCCAGUUGGCCCAACGGCAAUGCGAGCAUUGUCUGCCCACCUGUGACGGAGUUAGCUUCAGCAUCACCAGCAAUGUGGCUCCCUUGAGAUCAAACAUCAAUACUACGGGCUAUUCUGUCGGAUUGCUAAGGGGAUUAACCAACGAGCGACCAUUGGCCAUAAUUAAGCUCUUCUUCAAGCUGCGUUUCGCCCCAGCCACUAGAUCCCAGCUAGUAAGCACUUGGGUUGUUCUUCUUAAUCGCUUUGGCGGCAUCCUCUCGCUCAUGUACGGCUUCAGCAUAGUCAGUUACAUCGAGAUCCUCUACUAUCUCACCGGAAAGUGGUUCGUCUAUAUAUACAGAUCGCUUACAGAGAAAAAGCCUGAAAAAGGAAACUACUCUCACUCGCUUUAUUGGCAAGAAUUGAUCCCCAAAGUCCUUAAACAUCUACCACAAAAUAACGAACCUCAAAAAUAA
This is a messenger RNA of Drosophila ficusphila, 1671 nucleotides long. It is a transcript of the gene ppk18, whose product is annotated as sodium channel protein Nach. Bases 1 to 1671 code for a protein of 556 amino acids. Gene Ontology annotation, biological process: sodium ion transmembrane transport. Gene Ontology annotation, cellular component: membrane. Gene Ontology annotation, molecular function: ligand-gated sodium channel activity. Lineage: Eukaryota; Metazoa; Arthropoda; Insecta; Diptera; Drosophilidae. The transcript has 8 exons. The record is from RefSeq and is a predicted model, not a curated record.